Messenger RNA from Sphaeramia orbicularis (orbiculate cardinalfish), 2517 nucleotides. It is a transcript of the gene cyp27b1, whose product is annotated as cytochrome P450, family 27, subfamily B, polypeptide 1. The transcript is spliced from 9 exons. Gene Ontology annotation, biological process: cortisol metabolic process; C21-steroid hormone biosynthetic process; cholesterol metabolic process. Lineage: Eukaryota; Metazoa; Chordata; Actinopteri; Kurtiformes; Apogonidae. Gene Ontology annotation, cellular component: mitochondrial inner membrane. The record is from RefSeq and is a predicted model, not a curated record. The coding region runs from base 146 to 1669 and encodes 507 amino acids. Gene Ontology annotation, molecular function: iron ion binding; oxidoreductase activity, acting on paired donors, with incorporation or reduction of molecular oxygen; monooxygenase activity.
ACCCAUGAUUGGCCCAGAAUAAGAAAAUUUACAGCUUUAUCUCCGCGGGUUCGAGGAGCAGGUCGCGCGUUAUAAAUAGAGCCUCCGGUCGGGGAAAAGAAAAUGAGCCCCGACAUCCAAGGCAUCCGCGUCUGGCCACCGCUCCAUGAUCGCAGUCAGGAGGAUGGUGCAGCAGGCUUUCAGAGUAUCCGGCCGGAGCGCCUUUCCCCUGCUCAAGUGGAUGGAGAGGUGGGCUGAGCGCACGUCCGCCAAGGGGACCAAGGCGCUGAGGACCCUGGACGACAUGCCCGGACCGUCGGUGGCCAGCUUCGCCUGGGAUUUGUUUGGCAAAAGGGGUCUGUCACGACUGCAUGAGUUACAGGUGGAAGGAGUGCAGCGUUAUGGCCCCAUGUGGAAGGCCAGCUUUGGCCCCAUCCUGACAGUCCAUGUGGCUGAUCCAGUCCUCAUCGAGCAGGUACUGAGGCAGGAGGGCCAGUAUCCCAUGCGCUCUGACCUUUCCUCCUGGAAGGACUACAGAAAGGUCAGAGGACACCACUGUGGACUGCUGACAUCUGAGGGGGAAGAGUGGCAGACAGUGAGAAGUCUCCUUGGGAAACACAUGCUGCGUCCAAAAGCAGUCGAAGCUUACGAUAAAACCCUCAACAGCGUGGUCACUGAUCUCAUCGCCAAACUUCACUUUCGCAGACAUCCUCAGGGCCUCGUCACUGAUAUUGCCAGCGAGUUCUAUCGCUUUGGCCUCGAAGGCAUUUCCUCGGUGCUAUUUGAGUCCAGAAUUGGAUGCCUGGAUUCGGUCGUUCCAGAAGAGACAGAGCGUUUCAUUCAGUCGGUUAACACCAUGUUUGUGAUGACACUUCUUACGAUGGCCAUGCCAAGAUGGCUGCACCAGCUCUUCCCUAAACCCUGGAAUGUCUUUUGUCAGUGCUGGGAUUACAUGUUUGAUUUUGCUAAAGGUCACAUUGACCAGCGCGUGGCAGCUGAAGCAGAGAAGAUUGCCCGUGGAGAAAAGGUAGAGGGUCGUUAUCUUACCUACUUCCUGUCCCAGACGGGGUUACCCAUGAAGACUGUCUACAGCAACGUGACGGAGCUGCUUCUGGCUGGAGUCGACACAAUCUCCAGUACUUUGUCCUGGUCUUUGUAUGAACUGUCCCGCCACCCUGAGGUGCAGGCCUCACUCCGGGAUGAGGUGUUGACAGUGCUGGGGGGUCGAAACAUACCAGAAGCAGCCGACGUGGCCUGUAUGCCUCUGCUGAAAGCCACAGUCAAAGAGGUGCUCAGGUUGUAUCCUGUUAUUCCUGCUAAUGCUCGAGUGAUUACUGAAAGAGAUAUCCAGGUCGGGGGCUACCUCAUCCCUAAGAAUACUUUGAUUACCUUGUGCCACUUUGCAACAUCACGGGAUCCGGCCCUGUUUCCAAACCCAGAUGAAUUCCAGCCUCAUCGAUGGUUGAACAAGGACCAGACUUAUCACCCAUAUGCCUCCGUACCCUUCGGGGUGGGAAAACGCAGCUGCAUCGGUCGGCGGAUUGCAGAGCUGGAACUCUACCUUGCUCUUGCCAGGAUCCUCAUAGAGUUUGAUGUGAAACCGGACCCAGAAGGAGUUUCUGUGAAGCCCAUGACACGAACGCUUCUGGUUCCUGAAAAUGUCAUUAACCUCCAGUUUAUUGAACGAUGACCUGUUCUGCUGAGCUCUUCAGUUGAAUGAACAUGAGUCUCUCUGUGUCAGAGAGCACUGAAAGGUGGAUGUAGAGUAAUAGAUCAUCAAUGAGGCAUUGGGAACAGUAAACUCCAGAUUUCAAUACUAUGUUUGUAGCAUUUAAUUGUAGCAUUUAUUUGCACUGAGGCCAAAAGGAAGCAAGUGAUGUCGUCCAUCACAUAUGACAGUUUUAUUUAGACCUUCAGCUUUCACGUGUCCUCAAACCAUGUCAGAUGUCUUGAUGCAACAUGUCAGUAUUUAAAGAGGAUUUUCCCAGAAUCAGAUCAAGCUCUCCAAAAGGCGAUUAUGACCCGUGUUCGUAAAAUGUACCAACCAUUUCCUGUAUGUUCUGCUUAUGCAAAUAUUUCCUUUCAACAUUUCUGUAUGUUUCCUAGUAGGUAAACUGAUGUGUAAACUGAUAUAGUGUAGAUGUGAUGUUAAAUGAAAAACAGUGACUUUCAAAAGGUGCUAAUAGUAAAUGAAAGUUAGUGAAUAAUUCCUGUGAUGGUCAAAUCUAAAAAAAAAAUGGCAGCUGGUGAACAUAUUUUUAUGCACAAAUACAUGGAUUUUACAUCUAAAAUGUAUUCGACUCUUCAGACUCAGAUACAGUAAAUCUGUAUCUGAGUACAUCUGAGUAGAACACACACAUUUGUAAUAGUGCAGCACAAUGGAUUUUUCUGCAUCAAAUGUUGUAUGACUGUUGACAUCAUUUUGUAAAAUAUCUAAACUUUGGUAUCUAAAUUCUGUAUUUAUUAUAACUUAAGAUAUUUUGAAAUUGUUACUGUCAUUAAAAUGUUACUAAAAUGUCAUUAAAGGUUUUGGAGUCA